Phlebotomus argentipes is the source of this 8293-nucleotide messenger RNA. RefSeq names its product diacylglycerol kinase eta. Gene Ontology annotation, biological process: diacylglycerol metabolic process; lipid phosphorylation; intracellular signal transduction. The transcript is spliced from 13 exons. The record is from RefSeq and is a predicted model, not a curated record. Lineage: Eukaryota; Metazoa; Arthropoda; Insecta; Diptera; Psychodidae. Gene Ontology annotation, molecular function: ATP-dependent diacylglycerol kinase activity; protein binding.
AUGGACACGGUGGCGAGUGGCUGUGGUGCCGAAGAGUCUUCCGAGAGCGACAAUGAAACUGAGCCGGCUCGCAUCUUCCACAGGAGGCUGUCCACCAAGAAGGAGAUCCCCAACUCCGUCGCCACGAAAGAGGGUUUCCUCAUGAAACAGACGUGGUCCUUUCAGCGCUGGCGUCGACGCUUCUUCCGCCUUAAAGGUCACAAAUUGUACUACGCCAAGGAUUCCAAGAGUGAAGUCUUCGAUGAAAUCGAUUUAUCAAACCUCUCCUUCGCUGAGUGCAGCACCAAAAACAUAAAUCACAGUUUUCAGGUCAUCACACCGACUCGGAGUCUCGUGCUGUGUGCAGAAUCGCGACGUGAGAUGGAGGACUGGCUGGCAGCACUGAAGGCCGCCUCGGCCCAGGACUUCUUCGAGCCAGGCCCUUCGGACCCGGACUUCCUCUCCAACCACCACCACUGGUACGCCACGUCGCACGCCCGGCCCACAUACUGCAAUGUGUGUCGCGAAGCGCUGUCCGGAGUCACGUCUCACGGCCUGUCGUGCGAGGUGUGCAAGUGGAAAGUGCACAAGCGGUGCGCGGCCAAAGCCAUCGCCAAUUGCAAGUGGACAACACUGGCCAGCGUGGGGAAGGACAUCAUCGAGGAUCACGACGGCAAUAUCCUCAUGCCGCAUCAGUGGAUGGAGGGUAAUCUUCCGGUGGCGGCAACGUGCGCUGUGUGCAAGAAAACGUGUGGCUCGGUGCUCAGAUUGCAGGAUUGGAGAUGUUUGUGGUGUCGCGCCACUGUUCACACGGCUUGUCGGCCCAACAUGCAGAUGACUUGCCCCCUGGGCCCAGUCCGCGUGUCUGUGGUGCCACCAACGGCUCUCCACUCGGUCGGCGUGGACGAGGCCUGGGAUGUGGUGAAGCCUCAUGGAAGCUUCUCGCCACUCCUUGUCUUCGUCAACUCCAAGUCUGGCGAUAAUCAAGGCGUGAAGUUCCUGCGACGCUUCAAGCAGCUCCUCAAUCCCGCACAGGUGUUUGAUCUCAUCUCCACGGGUCCCGGCCUGGGACUGCGCCUCUUCCGCCACUUUGACCCCUUCCGGAUCCUCGUAUGCUCCGGGGACGGAUCCGUGGGAUGGGUGCUCAGCGAGAUCGAUCGUCUGGACAUGAAUAAGCAAUGCCAGAUUGCGGUUCUUCCACUGGGAACCGGGAAUGACCUGGCCCGAGUGUUGGGCUGGGGCUCAUCAUGUGACGAUGACACGCAUCUGCCGCAGCUCGUGGAGCGCUACGAGAGAGCCAGCACGAAGAUGCUGGACCGAUGGAGUGUGAUGGUGUUCGAGAGGGCCAUCGGAGGCAUGCGAACGCCCAAGAUGUCCAUCUCGAACCACCCCGAUCCGUACCUCAGCAAUGUGGAGGAGACCACAACUUGGCAUCUCCAGGCCCUCCUCGAGACGGAGGACUUGCAAGUGAUAAUAGCCGCCACGAAGGAUCUCUGCGACACAGUCAAUACCCUGCUGGCCAGGAUCGCGGACUGCGUUCGCAGUGACGAACAGUUGGGCAUCAAGUGUGAUAUUCUGCGACACAAGCUCGUGAUGCUGCUCGACACGCUCCAGGAGGAGGAGAGUGGCAUCCACGGGGAUGAUGACCUCGUGCGGACUCUCAAUGACAUCGCCAAGAGGAGCCUGGCAGAGAGACGCCCCAGCACGUGAGUAUUUCAUGUGAUUGAAGUAACAUUCGAGAAGACAGAAAAGGAUAAACUCAAUACAAAGGAGCGCCGCAGCCGGCAGAAGCUGUGCGAGAAGGAGGCUCUCAUAUCACGUGCCAACAGCCUUAAGCGGGCCGUGAGUAAUAUAGUGAAGCAUUCCGAGCGGAUCAAACCGCGAUACUUCCGGCGACUCUCCACGCAGGCCGACAGCUUAAAAAUCCAUACGCCCUCAUUUGAGUCGUCCCCCUGCCCUUCCCCCUCAUUCCAAAUACCACCCAUCAAUAUUAUCUCACCCACGGUCUCGAUGACCCACCUCUCUUGCAUAUCUCCACUGCCAGAUUUACGGCGCGACUCCACCGAUGAGUACUUCUUCAACACUCUCAGUAUCCCAGUGCCCAAGCAGUUUGCCGACAACGGCAGUCGCCGUAGUUCAGGGAUCCCAGAGAGUAUCCAAGAGCUGGAGGAAGCCAGUAGCAACACAGAGAAACUUUUCCCAUUGUGCAAGCUAGAUGAGAGACGAAGGUCCUCAUCGACAUCACCACAGACCCUCAAACCGCCCUCGAUCGAGGUGAAGAGUGACUUCCUCACCGUUGAUUCCAUUCCCGAGCGAUUUCCCGCGGAACAGAGGCCAUCCUUCGAUGGCGCCGCCUCUGACGCAUUCGCUGUGGAGUCUAUCAUAGUACCCAGUAUUGUUGUCCCCGACAAACCCAUCAGCAAUGUGUACACGAGUGAUAAUAUGACCAUCAUCGACACAGACGCACCAGACAGGUCAUCCUCGGAGGAUUUGCCCGGGGAGGCCAGUGAUGUACUUUCGGCCAUUAGCAACGAGGAGUGCAGCGUGACCUCUGAGAUCCUGGAUAAACCACCCGAUGCGGAUCCUCAGGGCUUCGUCGCGGAGCAGAUUCAGGAUCUCGAGUCCGAUCGAAUAUGCCACAUCGAUUCGCCGGAAACGAGUGAUACAACGGACGCUCUCCAUGGUGAGAGCCUGAUGGAUGACAUAAGCUCAGUGCUAGGUCAGGACAUUCUAGGUGCUCUGCAAGACAACACCAUCACAGAGGACACCACGACGCUGUGUGCUCUUGAGAAGCCUAGGAAGAGAUCACUGAAGAAGAAGCUCUCUUCCAACGGGAAGACAGUUCACGAAACGGUGUCUGAGGAGAAGGAGAACAAGCCCGAAGAUCAGCCUUUCGGGUAUGAAAACAUGGUCUUCACCAUUGACCACCGGAAGGAGGACAAACCCAUCCGAUACUGUAGCCUAGCGCAAUUUGUCGAGGGUAACGACAUUGCAAGGAAGAGUUUCAAGAGACCGAAAACUGCAAGUGCCUCAAAAAGCAAGUCAGAACCACAGGAGAGUGGUGACAAUUUAGACACAAUCAAAAUCCAAAUACAGGGAUCACAUUCCGAUCUUUCAGACACAGAGACCUUUAAGAAGCCGGACACGAGGCGCCACAUCAGCUUCGAUGAGUCGUGCAAGAAGGAGUCAGCCGAUCAAAGAUCAUCACCCUACUUUCCCAAGGUAAGUGUAGUCGUGGAGCCCCCUUCCCCGGCAAUUACUAAUGAGCUCCGAGUGCAGCGCUCCGCCGAGAUUCGUCGUCAUUCCAGUCACUCUCCUAGUCUAACGAACAAUGUUCGCGAAUACGAGCGAGAGCGCGAUCGUCGCCACUCGGGCUACAAUCCCAACCUCCUGGGCUUGGAUCAGGAGCACAUGCGCUUCCUCAGCUGCUCUCCGGCGGCAUCGCGCCGCAUCAGCUGCGGAAGUUUGUACAAGCCCAACGAAGCCCUGCCCAUUGGCCUGUCCAAGGCGAACCUACUGGGCAGUACGGCGGCAGGGGUGGAUGGGAAGGACGAGAAGGAUGACAAGAGCAAGCAGGAUAAGGACGAUCAGAAGAUGAAGAGGCUUCCCAUCAUCAAUCCACUCGUGCGAUUGCCUUCCUGGCCAAAUGUUACCAGCGGCACUGGAUUCAUUUCCAAGUGUCUCCUGGCCAAUGCUGAUACUCUCUGUGCAGCAGUCUCGCCACUGAUGGAUCCCGACGAGACUCUACUCGAGGGAUUCUACGAGAAGUGCGUGAUGAACAAUUAUUUCGGCAUCGGGAUCGACGCGAAGAUCUCGCUUGACUUCCACAACAAGCGCGAGGAACAUCCAGAGAAGUGCCGAUCGCGGGCUAAGAAUUACAUGUGGUACGGCGUGCUGGGGUCCAAGCAGUGGCUCCAGAAGACUUACAAGAACCUGGAGCAGCGAGUGCAACUCGAGUGCGAUGGCCAGAGGAUUCCAUUGCCGUCUCUCCAGGGAAUCGUGGUGCUCAAUAUUCCCAGUUUCAUGGGCGGUACUAAUUUUUGGGGUGGCAAGAAGGAGAACGAUUGCUUCCUGGCGCCGAGCUUCGAUGACAGGAUCCUGGAAGUGGUGGCAGUGUUCGGAUCGGUUCAGAUGGCGGCAUCGAGGCUGAUAAAUCUGCAGCAUCACCGGAUUGCGCAGUGUCAGAGUGUGCAGAUCAACAUCUUGGGUGAUGAGGACAUGCCGAUCCAGGUUGACGGCGAGGCUUGGCUUCAACCCCCUGGGAUGAUAAGGAUUAUUCACAAGAACCGCUGUCAGAUGCUCUGUCGGAAUAGGAAUCUGGAAAUCUCGCUGAAGAGCUGGCAGGAGAAGCAGCGACAGCACAGCAUCAGCAUCGCCAGGGAGCAAACAUCCACCACGUCAGAUAUUGGAGUGGGAUCUGACCAAUUCCUCUCCGAGCGGGAGUCUUAUCUCCUGCUCAACUUCAUCGAAGUGUCCUCAUCGCUAGUGAAGUGGGUGAAGUUCCUCAUCAUCAGUCACCCGUCGCUUCAGCACGAACUCUAUGCUGUGGCUUGUCGAACAUCUGAAGCCCUGGAGGCGAUUCAUCCCAAUGGGAAGAUCAUAGACGGUCCCAAUCUGCGGUCACAGUUGGCAGAGGUUGUGACGUGCUCCAGGCAUCUCUACGAGGAGACGUGUGAUCUCUUGCGAGCUCGCGGGUCGAGCCUAAUCCUGAGGGAGGAUCUCGAGACGAAGCUGAGCGUCUCACUGGCCAACAUGGAGAUGGAGCUGCGCAAGUGCACCAUCCACAAGGAUGGCAAGGCAAAGCCGAAGGCCUACCUAAAUGUCCUGGCGCCAAACUACGACACCGACCACGGUCGGAAGAAGUCGAAGCCCUUCUGGCUGCGCUUCCGCAGCCGCGACAGCACCCCCAAUACCAGGGAUCUCCACACCAGGGACACCGUGUCCACGUGGGGCGUCACGGAAGUGACCACGUGGCUGGAGGCGAUGCAGCUGGCCGAGUACGUGGAGAGCUUCUCGCGCAACGACAUCCGCGGCAAGGAGCUGCUCACUCUGGGCAGGCGGGAUCUCAAGGAUCUGGGCGUGACGAAGGUGGGCCACGUGAAGAGGAUCCUGCAGGCCAUCAAGGACCUCAGUGGCGCCUAAGAAGACCUCCCUUUUCACAUCUCAUCCCUCGAUAUAACAUUGUAGAGAGAAUUUCCGCGAGUAGAGAUUAUAUUUUCUAUAUAUCUAUACAUAAUAAUAUACAUAAUGUUAGGCAAGUGCAGAGAUACCAUUUUAGAUUAAGUGGAACCUCAAUUGUGAAUGGAUAAUCCCAGAGAUGACAUAUAUUUAGGUAAAGAAAGAAGAUGAUCUUAGAUUUUACGGAUUUUACCAACAAUUAAUUGCAAUUUGAUGUAGUUUUUAUCCCACAUUACAUGAGUGAAUAUAUUCUAAAUUACCAAGCAAUUGAGAAAAAAAUUAAUAUUUCCUCCCUUAUCUCUCAAGACAAAACAUUCAAGCAUGACAAGUUAUAUUCUUCAAAAUAUACAAUCGUAAGGAAUUAAAAAUAAUCUUGUGUAGAAUGUAAAAGAAAGAAUUUCAAUUAGGCGCUAUAAGAGUUAUUUUCCGAGACGUUGCAACAACAAAUUGAACAUUGAGCCCCACAUGGAAAAGGAACAAUGUAAUUUUUCCGCAAGUCCUCUGCCAAUCUCUCUCCAUUGGACAUAUCACGAAAAAUUAUAUUGUUUGGCAACGAAGAGACACGAUUUGUUCACGCUAUAAGACACCCACAGAGUUAAUAAGAUUAAAUUGUUAAGUAGAUAAAAAUUGAAAUUUAAUUGUAGUGUUUAGUUUAGCAGAGAAAAUCAACAUUGAAAUAACAUGUUAAGGAAGAAGGAAUAUUCCUAAUACUGCGAUAUACAUAAAUAAUCAAAUUAAGAAUUUGAGUAAGUUGAGCAAGUUGAGUGAGGAAAUCGCAGUGAUUUCCAGAGCAGGAAAAGACGUUUUCAACGAAUUUUAUUUUUCUAAAUAUUCUUUUAACAUAUCACGAGCAAAGUUCCUCGAUUGGCCCAUCGUGAGAACUUUGACGCGAGAGAGAAAGUUAAAGAUAUUGGCCACAUUCUCUUUGAGUGCUCUUCUUCACGCAAGGCGGGCCGUUUACGCGCCGACAGUGUACACAGACGCCGUGCACAGUGUUUAUUUUUACUAAAGAGUAUUACUAAGACAAACCCUACCGAAAAAAUUGCCCACCAAUUGAGUCCAUCAGUGGAAAUUACUGGACAUCAGCGCUCGCGGUGUACAUUGUCAGGCAUGAAAACGCUCGUUCUUGCCACUCUUCCCAAUACUUGCGUAUAAAAUUAACUUCCUGCGAAUUUUCUGGGGCUGUAGCAAUUUUCCUUUGGUCUCUGCACACCUCAUUUGUCUUCAGCGACACUCGGCGAAUCUGAGAAAUGUAUAUGAAAACAAGAAGCCGAGACAGAGAUCAUUUGCGAAGGAGAAAAAUAAACACACGCACUCUUUUGAAAUUUCGGCUACUGAAGAAAAAGCCAAAAAGUAGAAGUGGCGGAAAAAAAAUGUGAGGAGACAUAAAGAGUAAUUGAGAUAAAAUGCCUUUUGACGUGCUGCUGAGCAUGGAUAGAAGAGAGAAGAUGAAGAAACUAAUUAAAAAGAAUAUUUUGCCUAGAAGAUAUUUUCCUAUUUUCCUUUAUGCUCCCAAUUUUUUAUUGGCACACACCUUUUUACAAUCAAAAACCGGAGAAUUUGCUCUCAAACAUUCCACGAAUAUGAGAAUUUUACGUUUAUACGCAAAGUGCGUAAGAUAAUGUAAUUCCACACCACACUCACCAAUUAUUUCCAUCUCCUUCUCAGCUCCCUUUUUGCGAGGACCAAAAAGCAACGAAAUUUACAUUUUGCUUUAUUUACACAUCCUUUUGCGUACACGCAGUGGCUUUGUACAUGACAAUGGGUAGCAGAUAUGGUCUUGCAUAUUGUGCUGUACAACAUGCUAAUCUCCACCGCAUUACGGGUAAAAGUGGCACAGUCCUGAACUUAGUGAAGAUUUCAUUGCCAGUCCGCAGGCACACUCUCAAGUUGUUUAUUAGCUUGUCCCCAUGAAGUAUAGUAAUUCAAUUUAAUAGUUACGCAUGUGUGAAUCGACACAAUUGUAUUAUCUUUUGGCUAGAGAUUUGUUCGAGCGAGAUUUUAUUUGGAUUUCAUGUGAAUUAUUCGAUGGGAAGAGAAUAACACUCAAUAUUCUCUCCCAUUUCCUUGUUUCAGCGACACAAAACCUGAGCAGUGAUGUUAUAUUAUAUGAAAAAGUCUUUUGUGCAAUGUAAAACGGAAAUUCUGCAGCUUUAUGAACAGGGCAAUUUUAUUUACAUUCGUCUCUGGCAAAUUCUCACAUUCCUGUUCACUCAAAUGCCUUAUUUAUUAUUUGUAUGAUGGCAAAAAAAUCUCCCAUUUCUCCGAUUUCCUCAAAGCAUCGCACUGAAUAUAUGAUACUUUAUGAAUGUUUUUAAUGAUUUCCCGAGAAAAUUGCCCUGCUAUGCUGCAGCAAAGCCAAUAUACAGUACAUGAAGUACGACUUUUGUUCAUGGAGAAUCCACAGGAAAUGUAUAGAAUAGAAUAGCGAGUAAUUUGAUGGCACUGAAUCCUUGAGAAGAUAUUGUGUGAAUGUGUUCUGUAAUACAGCCUUUAUUGUUCAAUUUCCCACGUUAGACUAUAUGAUAAAGAGAAGAAGAAUUCCACCUUCCUUUUCCGCAUUGUGAAGUUAAAGAUCUAUCUCUAAAUUUAAACCAAGACUGCUGAAUAGUGUAAAACUGUGAUAUUUUUGCAGUCACCUCUCUUUAGACAUGGAAAAUAAGAUGAAAAAAAAAAUUGUGAGAUGAGUAAUAUUUGAGGAGCGUGAGCAACAAGAUGUCUAUAAUACCUUUCAUGGAACCAAAAGAAUAUGUGAGAAAGAGAUGAUAAAAUAUGUAUAAUGUACCCAAAUUGCCAUUUAAUGUUAAACAAACACCCCAUUUGAGAGAAAAAAUCAACAGAUGAAGAAUAUUAUUAUACUUGACUUCUAGAAAAUGUUUCCUAAAAACCGAGAUAAUCUUUCUGAGAGCAAUACAGUUUGUGUAUAGCGAAGAAGAAUCCGCGAAGCCACAAAGGUAGCUUAUAAAUUAUGUAUUAAUUCAAAUGAUUACUGUUGUAUGGAAGAAGCAUUGCUAAUUUAUCCAACAUCUUGAUCUCGUCCAAUUUCUGUGAGCAUCAUUCUUUCACAUCUCUUUUCUUCCCCUCCCCGUGAGAGUUAAAUACACAAAAUCCACCAUAUUUUGUUCUUCAAGCAAUA